Molecule: messenger RNA, 831 nt
Organism: Syngnathus acus (greater pipefish)
Lineage: Eukaryota; Metazoa; Chordata; Actinopteri; Syngnathiformes; Syngnathidae
Gene: timm29
Product: translocase of inner mitochondrial membrane 29
Exons: 2
Coding region: 109-807 (232 amino acids)
Biological process (GO): protein insertion into mitochondrial inner membrane
Cellular component (GO): TIM22 mitochondrial import inner membrane insertion complex
Source: RefSeq, a predicted model, not a curated record
AUGGUUGCCGGUUCAAGCAUGCGCACUACGCAGUUUCGAGUUGCAAGUAUUAACCGUGUAGUAUUAACCGUGCUACCAAUUUGAAGAAUAUAAGAUUUUGCUUUUGAUAUGGCGUUCCGAUUGGGAAUCAGGAGGAUGCUUUGUACUGUAAGAGAAACAUCGACCUCUCGUCACUCAAGUCUCUUGGAUAAACUGAAAAAUAGUAAAGCAGGUAAAUGGGGACGCGGUCUGGCAUCUGACUACAAAGAAGCAUGUCGUGAUAUGGUGGUUGGCAUCUGGGAGCAUCCUGUCAAAGCAUCAAUAUGCAUUACCAUGCUUGGAGGUGCAUUAACCAGUUUCUUCACAAAGCCUGAUUACUCAUCUUUUGAAGAGUCCCUCCUCGAGUGUUCCAAUCAGCUGGGUCUGCUGUCAUCAUGGAUCCGCAAUGCAACCGCUGAUAGCCAUGUGCAGAAACUGCUUAAGUUUCGCAACGAGGGCCGUCUCUGCCAUAUCAACCUGGGACUACUUUCUUUUAUUUAUUUUACUGACCAUACACACGACAGCUCUCUGUAUGAAGCUCAGUGUUCUAGUUUGUCUGUAAUCUGGAGAGAGUUCCCCAGACGUAUAAUGGAUGUAGGCUUUGCUGGUCACUGGUGGGUCCUGAACUCAAAGAUGACAAACUAUGACGUUAAUGAAGAUGAGUUCAUGUACCUACCAGUGCAUAUGCAGAGAACAUCACCACCCAAUGCUCAGGUGGUGGAAUCAAAUGAGCGACUGCACCGAGAGUCUUGGCUUGCGCUGAAAUUGAAAGAUGAGGAGAAAGAAUAAAAAAAACAUCUGUGUGAAGUGAAA